AUGGAGAACGUCAUGGAGAGCCCACCCAUCAGGUUUUCUAGCUGCAGAGGAAUCUCCUUCGAGAUCAAGCCUCACGGCGAUCCUUUUGCCAUCCCCAAAUCCGCAAAAGAAGAUGAGCCGAAUUUCAGGCCCUUGUCCAUUUCGUAUUGGAAUAUGCUCCAACGCUCCUUCAGCAAGGCCAGCAGCAGCAGCCACUUCUGCGACCUCGACCUCGACAUCCACGACCCAAGCUAUUACGUCGUGGAUGAAGAGCUCGUCGAUGUCGUCGUCACUGAUCGAAAGCUGCCGAGGAAAAGCAAGAAACCGUCGCGGCUUUCGGUCAUACUGCUGGACCAAGGGCUGUUCACGGUUUACAAGAUGCUAUUCAUGUUUUGCUUUGCGCUAAACGUCGUCGGAUUGGUCCUGGCUGCGACGGGUCAUUUCCCUUGCGCGAGGAACAGAGCAGCUCUGUUUUCGAUCGCGAACAUUUUCUUUCUCACGCUCUGUCGGAGCGAGGCCCUUCUGCGGGCCGUUUUUUGGGCCGCGGUGAAGAUACUGGGCCGCUCGUGGGUCCCGAUCCGUAUCAAGACGGCCGCCACGUCACUCCUGCAAAGCCUUGGUGGGAUCCACAGCGGGUGCGGGGUAUCUUCCGUUGCGUGGCUAAUUUACAGUUUGGUCCUCACUCUUAACGACUGGCCGCAUACAUCCUUCGAGAUCGUGGCCGUGGCCUCUGCGAUCCUUUCGUUCAUCUCUUUCUCUUGCCUCGCUGCGUUCCCUGUCCUUAGACAUUUACAUCACAACGUCUUCGAGAGGAUCCACAGAUUUGCUGGGUGGGCCGCCCUGGGGCUUCUUUGGGCUUUCGUGAUUCUAACAACCUCGCACGAUUCGAAAACGGCGUCGUAUAAUUUCCAAGACGGCAUAGCAUUGAAGCUGGUCAAAUCACAAGAAUUUUGGUUCACAGUCGCCAUCACUGUGAAGAUCAUCCCCUGA
Molecule: messenger RNA, 969 nt
Organism: Linum tenue
Lineage: Eukaryota; Viridiplantae; Streptophyta; Magnoliopsida; Malpighiales; Linaceae
Source: the annotation of a GenBank genome assembly